AUGGGGAUGAGGAGUGGGGACGUUGAGCGUUGUGUUCGUGGGGAUGAGGAUGAGGAGUGUUGUGUCCAUGGGAACGAUGAGCGGGCGCCGCCGCGCGCCGCCAUCAUCCCCGUGGAGACGGGCAACGCGCGGGCGCCCGUGCGCCUCACGUGCCACGUGUGGGGCUUCUACCCCCGCGACGUCACCGUCAUCUGGCUGCGCAACGGCGACGUGCUGGGCCCCGGCGAGCACCCGGCCAUCGUGGCCACCGCCAACGGCGACUGGACCUACCAGACGCGGGUGACGCUGGCGGUGGCCCCGGCGCCCGGCGACGUCUUCACCUGCUCCGUGCAGCACAUCAGCCUCGAGGAGCCCCUGCUGUGCGACUGGAGGCCCGGGCUGUCGCUGGCGGAGGCGCUGCAGGUGACGGCGGCCGCCGUGCUGCUGGCGCUGGGGACCGGCGUCUUCGCGGCGGGAGCUCCCUCGCUCGCAGGUUACGCUCCUCUCCCUGGAGACAACUACCCCGCAGCGGGGAUCUGCCCGGCGCCCGGUGACGUCAUGGGACGGCGCGCCUCGUCAUUGGCGGACGGGCCGCAGUCCAGCCAAUAG
Nothoprocta perdicaria is the source of this 588-nucleotide messenger RNA. RefSeq names its product HLA class II histocompatibility antigen, DM beta chain-like. The record is from RefSeq and is a predicted model, not a curated record. Gene Ontology annotation, biological process: antigen processing and presentation of exogenous peptide antigen via MHC class II; immunoglobulin production involved in immunoglobulin-mediated immune response; peptide antigen assembly with MHC class II protein complex. NCBI's taxonomy places the organism in Eukaryota, Metazoa, Chordata, Aves, Tinamiformes, Tinamidae. The transcript is spliced from 5 exons. Gene Ontology annotation, molecular function: MHC class II protein complex binding. The coding region runs from base 1 to 588 and encodes 195 amino acids. Gene Ontology annotation, cellular component: MHC class II protein complex.